AUGCAACUUUAUCACUACUUUAUUUAUCUGCUGCCCUCAGUCCUCGUUGUCUCGGGCUCAGUUAUCACUCGCGACACGUUUGACCCGGAAGACCCUUCGGCAUCCGACCCAAAAACACCACCGAAGACCCUCAGAAAACCGUCUUACGAAUCUAACCCGUUCAAAGACGGAUUCGAUACCGCUCCCUCUUCUUGCACUGACUUCUUGAAGCCCUCUGACCAAUGUCUUAAAGAUCUACAGAGCCAGCCUGCAAAGAACAUCGGCGCCUUCUCAGGCGGCGAAUUCAAAUGGGAUAGUAAUAAUAAAUGCAAUCCUGAGCAAAAGGGAAGAAUUGAAGUGGCCGCAAAUGAUGCUAUUACGUUAUCCUUAUUUGCAGACAAGGAGCCGGAUCAACACGAUGCCAAAGCAAUUGCUCUUUGGAAAACCUGGAUCGGGCCUGACUACUCCACUUAUCAAAAGCGAAUUGCCGGUACGUUGAUUUCUUGCUUGAUUGACUUUACCACAGCAUUCUCAUGCAAUGUAGAAAAUAUAGGUCGAGCGAGCAGAUUUACUAAAGACCGAAAAUUCGACAUUAUACUCACUUGCAGCGACCCUCACAACAAAUGCUCCAAGAAGGCAGAACAAGGAAGCGUUGGUGGCUAUGCGUGGACCUAUAGCGGAUGGUUUGGAUAUUACUACUAUAUCAAUAUGUGUCAGCCCUUCUUCGACAUCCCCAGCUUCCUUCAUCAAAUUGAGGAGACCGAAAGGAGGCUAGCGGAUGGCGAUAAAGAAUGGGCCGUGGUUGCUUCACAACAAUUGAACCAGGGACAAAUCUUUUUGCAUGAGAUGAUGCAUCUUGACUCUAUCGGUCAGCCUCAUAUUAAUGACGAACUAGUGAGCUUGGACGCUACUCCCGACGGAAAAAAAAUUUGGGCAUACGGAGCCAAAAAUGUACACAAACUUGCGCGAUUCUCUCGGAGUCAAGGGGGAGGUGCCGAACGAGCCAGCACCAAUGCGGACAGCUAUGCUUGGCUCGUCAACAGCAAAUACUGGUGGGAGCUCACGGGCUAUUUUCCGAUCCCGCCAGGCUAUCGAUCGCCCGACACCAAAGUCGAUGCUGAAGGAAUGGACAGCUUUUUUGUUCAUCUCGGCAAUGUUACCGGCAUUCAACGAACAGAUACCGAAUCUCGCUUUGAAACGGCUUUGUCUGGCUAUACGAGUGGACCGCCUGGUAAACUGGCCUUAUCCAUUGCCAUGGUCUCCAAUGUCGCAUCCCAAGGCCAAAGCGCAGAGAUUACGGGAGCCUGGAACUUCUAUACCACCAACAAGGGUGGCAUACCCGUAGGAAGCUGUGGAGAGACUGAAGGCGAAAAGCUUACCCCGAAGCCCGGUUCGUCUGAUACGAAACUGUCCCGCAAUGUGGCCGAAAAUUUCGAGAAUCCGCCAUGGCCCGGGGGCGAGUUUAAGUUUGAUAUUAACGGAGAAGAGUGCGUUUACAAAAACAGUGGCGAUAGUCCUGGUCGCCUCUAUUGCCCUCGCAAACAGUAUUCCUGCCAGGAGGACAGCGCGAAGAGCAACAACAAGGGGUAUAAGAAGUGCGGCACGAGUCAGUACUUCCACGCUGUAGUUUUCUGUGACUUCUAG
Molecule: messenger RNA, 1623 nt
Organism: Periconia digitata
Lineage: Eukaryota; Fungi; Ascomycota; Dothideomycetes; Pleosporales; Periconiaceae
Source: the annotation of a GenBank genome assembly